Molecule: messenger RNA, 750 nt
Organism: Paecilomyces variotii
Lineage: Eukaryota; Fungi; Ascomycota; Eurotiomycetes; Eurotiales; Thermoascaceae
Exons: 3
Coding region: 1-750 (249 amino acids)
Source: RefSeq, a predicted model, not a curated record
AUGGUCUCCACGCGACAUCAUCCCCGGGACUUCCCUCCCCCCACGACGCCUAGUUCCAAUGCUGUCGCGAAGUCGACUCCAUCGCCUACGACGUCUGGAAGCAGUCGCUCAAAAUGGGUUCACACGCCAUCAGCAGCGGUCACUAUUUGGCUGGUCUUCUCGAUCCCAUUAAUCUUCUGGGACGCCGGCUAUGUGCUUCUGCGACCGCAUAGCAUGCCCGGAGGCAAGCUACAUUCACCCAUCUGGACUCCUUAUGCGCUCUAUGGGACGAUCGACUAUAUAUACGGCUGGCCAGCGUUUAAUGCGCGCAAUGGAUUCACGGCCGCACAAACGGUGAUGAACUUGGUCGAGACUGCGGGGUAUCUGUAUUAUCUGUUCGUCGUCUACCGGUAUGGAACGAUCGUGACGAGCAGCGGUCGCGCAUCCAGGAAACAACAGAAAGGCCUGGUCUGGCUCUUGAAGGAGGACAAGUCUAUCGCUGGAAGGACAGGUGCCAUUGCGCUUCUAGUUGCCUUCAGUGCCUCCGUCAUGACUGUCAGCAAGACUGCCCUAUACUGGUUGAAUGAAGUGUUCUCGGGCUUCGAAAACAUCGGUCACAACAGCAUUGGUAUACUGAUCAUAUACUGGAUCGUGCCUAAUGGUCUCUGGCUCAUCUUCCCGAGCUACAACAUCUAUAUUCUUGGUGCUGAGAUCGUCAACUCCCUCGAGACGGCAACCGCACGCAGCAGAGGUCGGGCUAAGUCGACAUAA